Messenger RNA from Bemisia tabaci, 324 nucleotides. Lineage: Eukaryota; Metazoa; Arthropoda; Insecta; Hemiptera; Aleyrodidae. The record is from RefSeq and is a predicted model, not a curated record.
GCUGUUUGCCUGGCAACCAGACAAGCUGCGUGGACAAAGGGCGAAACACGAGCAAAUUGUGAUCAUCAAGAAUUUAUUUGAUCCAAAAAUUUUUGAUGAAAGUCCCGCUCUAAUUCUCGAAUACAAGGAAGAUCUCCGCGAAGAAGUAGCGAAGUGUGGAGCUAUUAAGAAAGUCAUCAUUUAUGAUAGACAUCCCGAAGGUGUAGCCCAAAUAAAUUUUAAGGAAGCUGAAGCCGCAGACGCCUGUAUCCAGUUGAUCAACGGUCGAUGGUUCGGUCAACGGAAAAUCAUCGCCGAACAAUGGGAUGGAAAAACCAAGUACAG